Penicillium malachiteum is the source of this 183-nucleotide messenger RNA. RefSeq lists its product as uncharacterized. The record is from RefSeq and is a predicted model, not a curated record. Lineage: Eukaryota; Fungi; Ascomycota; Eurotiomycetes; Eurotiales; Aspergillaceae. The transcript has a single exon. The coding region runs from base 1 to 183 and encodes 60 amino acids.
AUGGCCGUCGAUUCGCGUGAUUCGCGUGUUGCACUUCGAUCGGUGAUGGACCCAGUUCCCAGUCCGUCGGGGCCGGUCAUUUCGAUCGCAACUCCCCUAGCCGCCCGAAUCGAGAGCCACAAUGACAAAUUAUUGAUGUCACGUAUGUCUAUUGCCUCUCUUGGCUCUGGUGCCGGGUGGUGA